CUCAGCUGCCAUAUCCAUCUCUAGUAGAAUUGUAAAGAAAAACCUCGAAAAAAGAAAACCUUCCAUGGCUUCCAAAUCUGUAUACAGCAUGGAAGAGUUCCUGGAAGUUAUAUCCCUGAAAGAACAGCUCUACUUUCAUGAGCUCCGACGCAAGCAGAGACAGUCGUCGGGCUCUCAGGUUGGCGGCACUCAUAGAGCGCAUAACCUGAGUGAGGCUCUUGAGGAACUACACAUCAAAGAGCGGCUGUCAGCCCUUGAAAACAAGAUGCGUGACCGAGAGUCUCCUUCUGUUCUCGAGUUGUUCGGUGAGCUUUGCUACACUCAACCUCCUCCGCCAUCUCCUUCCUCCAAUGAUCCGUCCAGCUCUUCAGGUCCGGUGCCUCUUGCUGGCUCUGAAGAAGCUUCCACCAUUGCUGCGGAUGGAGAAGAGGAACCCUCUGAUGAGAUACAGGCCAAUGGUGCUGGUCAUCACGGAAAUGGAAGGAAUGAGGGUAGGGUGUAGAUCAGAAGGGGAGCUAUGCCAGAUGGGGAAAGAAAGCCGCAUGACAUCAUCUAAUGUGUAGAUUCACUAAAUUAAGAUGUUUGAAGGCAUUGACAUAUAUCAUGUGUAACUUAGUUUAAGCUUCUCUUUUAUGUCAAUCUGGAUAUCAUUAAUGAACUAAAGACCAAGGCAUUUUCUCUGUUGA
Messenger RNA from Cuscuta europaea, 686 nucleotides. The record is from the annotation of a GenBank genome assembly. Lineage: Eukaryota; Viridiplantae; Streptophyta; Magnoliopsida; Solanales; Convolvulaceae.